AUGGCUCCUAACCCUUCUCGCGCAGCUGGGAAGCAACAGCAGCAGCAACGCACUAAUUCUUCGCCACGUGUUAAGACAUCUCCACGCACGUCACUGCGCAACCGGUCGCUCCUGCAAUUCUUCCGCCCGUUGCCUUCCCCCGCCGCGCAGCCCCGCGCGGAUCCUUGUCUUGCGCGCGCCAAGGCGGAAUGCGGAACCGGGGUGGCCGAAGUUAGCUUUCAAAAACUCGAAUUUUCCUGCGAGACGAGAGGGGGAGAGCUCGCGGGAAGGGAUCUGCGGGGAGAAUACGCGGAACUGGGCAGGGGAGCGCGGAAGAAGGCAGAUUGCGCGGGGAGAGGUUGCACACAGGCAGGCGCGGGUAGGGAAUUGGGGGAGGGACUUUGCGCGGAUGACUAUGGCGGAGGCAAGCUGCGCGGAAGGGGGGGGGAGGAAGACGAUUUAGCGGAGAUGAAUCCGAUGUCGACGAGGCGCGUCAGGGCGAGACUCUCUCUAGAGAUGUCCUUAAAACUAGAUGUUGUUGAGUCGAAGGGCAUGGACGGUGAGGCGGGAGGCGCGGGGGCGGCGGAGGAUGGCUGCUCGCGUAACAUUUUUCGUGAAAGGGGGAGAGUGGGGGGAACAUAUGGGGGGGAAGGGGAAGUGCGAGGGGGUGAGAUGGGGGUGCAGGGGAAGGGAGAGUGGAGUUUUGGCUGUUUGGUCAGGGAGAGGCUGGGGUUGAAGGGGGAAGGGGGAGAUGCGGAAAGGGGAGAGGGUGGGAAAGUGAGCGUGGGGGGAGAGGGUGACGGAGAGGGGAGUGAAGGGUUGAGGAGGGGCAUGAGCGGAGUGAGAGUGGUGCGUGGGAUGACGGAUGUAGAUGGAUGGGGAUGGUGCGACGGUGGAGGAGGAAAGGAGGGCGUGGGAGAGGAGGAGGCGGAGGAACUCAAGGAUAGAGAGCGGUGGGAGGGGAUGAAGGGCGGUGUGGUGGGGGAAGUGGAGAAGUCGAACGCAGAUGAAGCAGAGGCGAGGGAUGAAGCAGAGGCGAGAGAUGAAGCAGAGGAGGAGCAUGCAGCGUGCGAGUUGGGCCUACUAGGGUACUCUGACUGGUCUGCCACCUCUGCCACAGUCCGCAUUCGCACUGCUGCCACGCUCCUGCCCCCGGGCACAGCCACUCUGGCACGCCUCUGGGGGAGGGCUGCUUGUGGAGGGGAAGGAGGAGGGAGUGAGACGGUUGCAGGGAGUGUGGGGAGAAGAGGGAGUGGGAUGGGUGCAGGGGUGGAGGGGGGAGGAGGGAGUGAGGGAGUCGGGCGAUGGAAAGCAAGUGGGGAGGGUAUUGGGAAGGCGAGUGGUAUGAUGAGUGGGAUGGCAAGUGAGGGGGCGAGUGGGAAGGUGGUGAGAGUGGAUAGUGUGGUGAGCAUGGAUAGUGCCAGCAGCAGCAGCCGUGUUUUGCGGCAGCGAGGCAUUGCCGCCUUCUUUGGCGGCAAAGGGCCCAUGGUGGUGCAGGAGGAGGAGGGGAAGCAGGGCAGGAAGGGGAGGGCGGCACUGGGAAAGGGGAGAGGAGGAGGGAGGGGUUGGUGGGGAGAGGAGCUUCGUGAGAAUGAGAGUGAGAGUCCGGGUGGGGACAAGGCAGGUGGGACCGAUAAAGUGGGCGAGAGGAUGGGUGUAGUGAAUGGGUUUGCGGAUGGGGAGGAGCAGGCAAGGGAAGCAGAGGAGGAUGCUGAUGAUGCUGAUGCUGAUGGUGCUGGUGAUGAAGGCACUCCUGUAGAGGAUGGGCAGAAGAGCUUGAUAGCAGCUGCUGCUGCUGCACCCACCGCUGCUGCAUCCUCGCGCUCUCGCCCUUCCUCCCACUGGUCCUCUCAAACUCCGCGCCCAUGCCCCUUCUACAAGAAGAUUCCUGGAACGCCGUUUGCAGUGGAUGCGUUUUCAUACGGGCCAGUGCCGGGCGUGCAGCUCUACUUCCUCACGCACUUCCACAGCGACCACUACCGCGGGCUCUCCAAGCGCUGGCAGGGCGGCCCCAUCGUGUGCACGCCCGUCACUGCCCGCCUCGCCCACAUGUGCCUGGGGGUCGACCAGAGUCUGCUAAUCCCGAUCACCUUCAACACCACAGUCUAUCUACACGGCCAUGCAGUCACGCUGCUGCCAGCCAACCACUGCCCUGGCUCCGCACUCAUCCUCAUCCGCACCAACUCACCUCCUCCGCUGCCUCGCUCUCUCUCCUCUGCACCACCACCGCUGCACCAGCAGCAACAGGCGUGCACAUACCAGCAGCAGCAGCAGCAUGAAGCUUUCUUUUCUGCCUCCGCCUCUCCUCAUGGUUCCCUUCCCAGGCCUACUCUCCCAACCACACACCACCCCCCACCCGUUUCCCCUCUCCAACCCCACCCACCCUCCUAUCACACGCUCGUCCCCACACCCUCCGCCAUCUCUCCUCGCGCGUUCCUCUCCGCCACCAUUCUCCACACGGGGGACUUCAGAGCAUGUGACGCCAUGUGCACGUACCGCCACCUUUUCCCUGGUGCAGCUGUGGACCGCCUGUACCUUGACACCACCUACUGCCACCCGCGCUACACGUACCCUCACUUCACCCUCUUCUUCCCCCCCUUUACUCACCCUCUCUUCACCUGUGCAACACCGCCAUUCGCACCUCCGUCCCACCCUCCCUCUGCCCUGCUCUUCUCCCGCAGCUUCCCGGAUCAGCAGCAGGUGAUAGACUAUGCGGUGGCGGUGGCAGUGGCAGCGGACAAGGCGGAGAGGCGGGCAGGGGGCAGGGUGCUGUUCGUGGUGGGGGCAUACAGCAUCGGCAAGGAGCGCCUCUUUCUCGCUAUCGCCCAGGCGCUGCAGGAAAGCAUCUUCUGUCUGCCGCGGCACCAUCGGCUGCUGCACGCGCUGCAGUGGCCCACACUCUCUUCCCGCCUCACCCGUGACGCCGCCUCCUCCCCGCUGCACGUGCUGCCCCUGGGGCAGCUGCGCGCUCAACGCCUGCAUGAGUAUGUGUCCAACCAGAGAGGUUUCACCCGGGUUAUCGGCUUCCGACCCACAGCCCCAACACUACCGCAACGCUUCACUAUAUGGUGUACCUUACAGUGA
Molecule: messenger RNA, 3063 nt
Organism: Closterium sp. NIES-65
Lineage: Eukaryota; Viridiplantae; Streptophyta; Zygnematophyceae; Desmidiales; Closteriaceae
Source: the annotation of a GenBank genome assembly